AUGACGUACGUGAUAGACGCUCGCGGUCCCCCUUCAACCGGGACCGUCCGCCCCGCGAGAGGUCGCCCUUUGUGGGGACGCCGCCAGCAGGGCCCAGGGGAGGGUCGUACCGCCCACGAUCCCGUAGCCAGGGGCGUCGGGAUGACCGCCCUCCCUUUGGCCCAGGCCGAUCUCCCCGACCGGCCGCUUUCUCGCCUGGUGUUCCUUCCCAAGCUGCUUCAAGACGUUCUUCUCCUCGCCGCGCAUCUAGCAUCGCCCGUUCUCAACCGCAAUCCCGCGAACACACCCCUCACCAUUCACUCAACGCCACGCCCACCCUUGCCCAACGAGAACCCCCAAGCUCGGCGCUACAGAAUCUGGCUCUCAGUCCGCAAAAUCGCCCCCGCGGCCCUGCGGCCCUUCGACAGCAAUCGAGUGGUCCUCCAGGGCAGGCUGCCAGGGCCAUGGCUCCGCCGACCCCUCCCGCGCAGUCUCCUGCAGCUCGUCCACCCCCUAGGACCAACGAGGUCAGACGCUGCCAGCCCACCCGUAGCCCCUACCGGGCCUCGGGGGUAUGUGGCGCCAUCGCGAGGGUCGUACAAUGGCCGUGGCCCUCGCAGUUCGUGGGCGUCCCCAUUGCCGCCUCGUCAUGCGACGCCCACCGCUCAGUCGCCUGCACCAACCACCCCAAGCGCAAGCGGCAUUCCCACGGGACCACGGUACUCUGUUUCCUCGGCAACGCAAGCCUCACCCGCCAACCCGAGCAAGCCGUUCCAUCCACCUACGGCUCCCGCGUCGCAGCUAAGCGGCCCCAGCACGCGCCCCACAAUCGCGCAGAGCUUGUGGUCAUCCAUGCCUCCCGUUGUCAGUGGCGGCAAGGUGGAUCCCUCGCUCGUAGCGUUGACGUCGGGCGUCACGCGGGAGGUGGAGCCUCAUUACAGGAAGCUCCGCGAAGAAGAGGAGAGGUUGCGCGAGGAGCUCCGUGUCAAGCAGGACAAGUUGUCUAAGAACCUGCGGCAAUGGGACAAGCUGGAGCGCGAUGCCAAGGCGUGGGAGCUCCGCAGCGACCUCAGUGAGAAUAGUAUGAGAAAUCUCGCUGGGGACGGACCCGGUGCUGCCUUUUAG
Messenger RNA from Parascedosporium putredinis, 1104 nucleotides. The record is from the annotation of a GenBank genome assembly. NCBI's taxonomy places the organism in Eukaryota, Fungi, Ascomycota, Sordariomycetes, Microascales, Microascaceae.